Molecule: messenger RNA, 4499 nt
Organism: Spodoptera exigua (beet armyworm)
Lineage: Eukaryota; Metazoa; Arthropoda; Insecta; Lepidoptera; Noctuidae
Source: the annotation of a GenBank genome assembly
AGCGCGCCGGUCAGUCGCAGGCAUGGCGUCCCGCCGUCGCCAUAGCCCUCAGUUGCCAUAGCUCGUCGAUACAUUACUCCCGGCCCACGCAUGCGCCCUCUGUCGAUCCCCCGCACUACGCAUGUGCGGCCGUAUACCAGACAACGAGGCAGCCAAGUUGCGACACACGACUCCUCUUUACGCGACACUGUCGCAUAAUUGAUUGUCCAUUUGAUACUGACAUUGAACGGCCGAUGUACGACGGCCGACUGCUCGAUUAUAACCAGUUAUUUGCUUACGGCUAUCGAGAUAAGGCGCUUCCACGCGAGUCCACGCGACGUCCAACAUCCCCGCGAUCAGCUGGUAUAACUCGCGAAUUCGGUAUGGCAUCGUACUGUGAUAAAUAUUGUGCAUCUAAGGUUUGCGUGAUGUAAACAGUGUUGAGAGUGCAAGUGAGUGGUUAAACAUGGAAGUUGCUAAGGAAAAGAGCGCAGUGAUGGAGGAGUUUGAAGAGGACGAAGUCGCGUCCCGCCGCUGCAUGUUAGACGAUUUGCAGCUGGCAGCGGAACUCGGCAAGACCCUGUUGGAGAGGAACAAGGAACUCGAAACAGCUCUGCGUCAGCACCAGAACAUCAUCGAAGAUCAAACACAGGAAAUCGAGUACUUAACGAAACAGACGGUCGCUCUCCGUGAGGUGAACGACUCCAGGUUGAGGAUCUACGAGCAACUAGAAGUGAGCAUUCAAGACUUGGAGCGAGCCAACCACAGGCUAGCUGUCGACCAUGCCGCCGACAAGAAACACAUUAAAACUCUGUGCGCCAAUAUUGAAACGCUCGAGAACAAAUGUGAAGAUCUACAAAAGACUGUCGACGACCUGAACGCCCAGCUGGAAAUCUCCAGGCGAAGGGCAGAACGGAAAACAGAAGUAGAAGUACCCAAAGAAAAAGAGAAAUCAGUCGAACUUACUUUAACCGUCAAGAAACCUGACGUAAACAGUACACCGGUCAAAACGGUAGCACCUCUUCCAGAACUGAAUAAAGAGGACGAGGACUUACUCAGGCUUAGCGAUGAACUGAGAGAGAGCAAGGUAGCCUUUGCACAAGAACAAAGAAGGGUGACGGAACUGGAAGAACAGUUGGCGUCAAUGAUCCAAGAGAACAACAGACUAAACGACCAAUUCAGGAACUGGCAACAACGAGAAGAUGAACCCAAGUCCAUGCACGAAGAGUUUGCUAUCCUUGAAGAAGUCAGACAAGGACAACUGUGCAUAAGAUGCCUAAGAGGCGUGGAAAGGGGAGACGACAUGUCCUCUAUGCUAGACGGAGACGAUGAUGAUAGGAGCGCAAUCAGCUCGUUAAUCCUCCCGCCUUCUGGCCAAGACAGUCCGCGAGAAGAUCUUGUCACUAACAAGCUCGUCAAAUUCGACAAUGCCAAGGAAAAGUUACUCCAAGGUAUAUGGGCGAACAAAGAAGAUGGUCACGAUAACCCUUACAGAGAACUGGUACAAAAGUACGAGGCUCUUUUAGAAGUUCAACUGUCACAGGUUAAGAACAUCAGAAAGACCAAACCCACCCCUUUGCCCAGCAAUCAGAACGCGCGCGGUCCUCUGUCUCUCCAGGACGAACUUCAAACGUCCGGAGACUACAGUCAAUUCAGUGUGAAAGACACUGACGAGGAAAGCGGUCACGGCGAAGAACAGAAAGGAGUCGGUCAAACAAAGAAGGUUGAUGCCACUUCUCGAAAGAAGAUUAUACAAACUCCGGACUUUUCGGAAGCAGAGACUUCCAGCUCCGGAUUUUCAGAUGAGACCAGCAACAAAGCGACACAGACGGAACGUGAGCGACCGGGCUCAUUCCUGUGCACCAUCGCUGACGGUGAGGACUACCGUUUCAGUAUUUACGACGACGUCAGCCCCAUGGACAGUCGGUUCCGCAACAGACCAGAGUACCGCGAACUGUUCAAGGAAAUAUUUACCAUCCUUAAGAAGGCGGCGGAGAACAAAGACGACGGAGAACAACUGCCGCUCCUAGACGACACCACGGCUGGCAAGGUUCCACCUGUCACACCCGCGAAUGAGGAGGCGCCCGGCAACUUCACCGACGAUACGCAGAGCGUAUUUUCGUCUGUGAUGUCUGAACAGUCGAUUCCAGUGUCUGAUAUUACCAUGCCUGAAACACCAACUCUGAAGGAAAAAGAGAAAUCCGUACCCGAAGUGGUCAAAAAGGAGGAAAAUAGUAACAAAGAAAAUAAGCCAGUGGCGGAAAGCACCACGGAGAAGCCAAAACCAAGCCCCGCACGCCAAGGUAAAGAACAAACCCAGUCAAAACAAAGAGACCAGAGCGUGCAGAGGGAGAAAGAAAAGGAAAAAGAAAAAGAGACCGAAAAAGAAAAGAAGGAAGAGAAAGAACGAGUUCUGACUCCGUUGGUGCGUCAGCCACUGGAAUACAUAGCGGCCACUAGAAAGAAGUCCAGACAUCGCAAUAGAAAACACAGCCAAGACCGGCAGGGCGCAGACUCUCCAGUGUUCCCGUCGCCUCCUAAGAUCACGUACCAGAAGUCAUCGAACAAGAAGAGGAGGGACUACAGGCCGAUCGAAGUGAGUCCCCUUGUCAGGGCAGCCGAGAGCGAGUGGAACGGCUCCACGCUACAGUUUUACAACAGGAACUUGAAUUCUCCAACACCCAGCGCAAGCGGCCGGACGGGCAAAAUUUACCAAGGAUGGAACCCUGAGACUGACUCGUGGGACAUCAAACAGAGCACGGCGUCACAAGAAAUACACAAACUGAGGAAGCUGGAGCUUUCCUAUGCAGAAGUAUUGAGGAACGCCGACAAAACUAAACCCAGGCGCAAGAAACAUCAAUAAACAUUUUAAUUCAUCGACCCCUCUUACUCUCAGUAAGAGCCGAGUGAUCAACAGCCAUUUGUCAUUGCCAACUGGACAUAAGUAAUUUAGAUUAGUAUUUGUGAUCUGGUAGUGUAACUUUUAAUUUUUACCUAUAUUAUUCACAAUCACAAAUUGCCAUAAUAACCGGUAUAGUUGUCGUAUACCAGUAUAUUUAUGUAUGUAUUCCUAUAAUCAAUUUUAAUUUAUUGAACUUUCACAAUACCCUUCCCUCCGAUAUCACGUUCGUCUAAUUAUUUCGUAUGAAAUAUUCUUGCAUUUAGCCAGAGCACCUUCGUAUGUCUCAAUAUAGUUUGUACUGCCUGAAAUUGAGUUCAAUUCGUUUCUAUUCAACUGAAUAAUUUAAUUUCUUCCUAUUUUAGUCAUUAUUUUAAUUGUAUAUUAUGUAUUUGAUCAUUGAUUUGUAAAUAAUUAUUAUUAUGCAUUUUAAGUUAAUUAUAUUUUUUUAAUUGCCAUCGAUAUUUUCGAAUAUUUCGAACAACGCGUUUUAUGUAUGCUGAAGGUAUUUAAUGGAGACAAAGUGAGAGAGAGGUUGAAGGUAUAAAUAAAAAUUUGCAUUGAUAUUAAUAAGUUUUUCAUUUCUCCUUCAAGAACCAUGUGUAUAAGUAUUAAGUAAGUAUAAAUUAAUGAAACGCUAAAUAUAUUACAACGAUAUAAUUUAGGGUUACUUUUUACAUGGAUAUAAUGUAUACAUGUGUACGUGUGAAUUGGGAUAAGCAGGAAUAACAGUAUAGUGUCGUGUCGCACGGACAUGCCCGUCGUGACAAUGUUACCAUCAAUAUUUGACCGUACUGCUACUAAAAGCAUUAAGAUACCAACAAGUAAUUUUGAGUACAUAAAACAUAAUUAUUCUAAAAAAAUGUUAGAAGCCUUUGUACAAUUAAUAAGUUAAAUUUUAUAAUUGAUUACAUUUAUUGAAAUUAAGUAGACAGAAAUGUAAAGCAGAUUAAAACAGCAGUUAAAACUCAAAAUUGAGAAAGCGUUAGAACGGUAUUUUAAUAACAGGAUGGCUAAGGGAAAAUGGGAAAGCGAGAGCUUGAUACCGUACUACACAUUAAUAUUAUAAUCAGCCUAUAAAAAGGGUGUACUGGCUAAGAGAGAGUUCAAAACUCAUUGCGAUGACGUCACACAGGCAAAUAUUUCAUAGGAUAAAAAAUCUUACUAUCAGUUUAAUAACAUAAAAUCAAUUGUCUGAUGCGAGUCAGUUAUAGAUUGUUUCCUACUAAAAAAUAAAAUUUAAAUAAUCAAUUGUUUUAUUUUAAAUAUUAAUAGAAGUUUACUUUCAAGAUUUUUAAUAUUUUUAAAAUGUUGAAACCUUUUUUUUACUCUGGUAACAUUUGACUAAGCAUUGUGCAGUGUAGUUCAAAUUUGUGUUGCCACAACAGAUUUGUGGUCUCGCUCUUACACGGCAUGUGCGACACGUACGACACGACACAGAACUAAGAUUCCAGCUGGAAUUUGUCUACUUAUUCUGUACUUCUAAUUCCCUCUCGACGAUCUUGCGGUAUUCGUCGAAACCUCCUUCUAUACUAGUGACGGAGCCAUUUCCACACACCCAUAGCUCCUUGCAGACCAUUCGUAUUAACCUCUCGUCGUGAGAUACCAGGAUAACACCGCC